UCCUCAGCAGGAGCCGAAACCCAAAGCCAAAAAUCAAAAACAAAAAACACAUGGACAGAUAUAGAUCACAAUUUAUCAACACAUCACACACUCUCACACAGACGCACUCCGCAGCCACAACACAACAACUCCCUAGCCCCAUUUCCAUCUAAAAUCAAUAAGAGAGACAAAAUAGAAAACGAUAAACGAAACGAUUUCUUUUUUUAAAGAUUAUUCAAUUCAACUCUCGCAUUCUCAGCUUCUCGAAGCUUGGUACGCCAAGAUUAAACAAGUUUAGGAGCAAUGGAGUCGACGGAGUCGUCCUACGUGUCGUCGCCGGAGGAGAUGGCGAGGAAGCGAACUCCGCCACCGCCGAAGUCUCUGCCUACAGACCCUGCAGAGAAGCCAACAUAUAUUAGGUUUCUUGUGUCAAAUCCCUUAGCUGGUGCUGUCAUAGGAAAAGGUGGCUCUACAAUUACAGAUUUCCAGUCACAAUCUCAGGCAAAAAUUCAGUUGUCACGCGGUCAUGAAUUUUUUCCUGGAACAACUGAUAGGAUUAUUAUGAUUUCUGGGACAAUUGAUGAAACUCUCAAGGCUGUGGAACUCAUUCUUGAAAAAUUGCUGAGUGAGAUUCAUGCUGAAGAUGGUUAUGAUGCUGGACCAAGUACAAAAGUGAGACUAAUCGUUCCAAAUAGCUCUUGUGGUGGCAUAAUUGGCAAGGGAGGGGCCAUUAUAAAGUCAUUUAUUGAGGAAUCCCAAGCUAACAUUAAAAUAUCUCCUCUGGAUCAUAAUUAUUAUGGGCUGAAUGAUAGGUUAGUGACCCUAACCGGUCAUCUUGACGAGCAAUUGCGGGCAAUUGAUAUGAUUCUGUCUAAGCUAAUGGAAGACACUCAUUAUAAACAGACUAUGAGUGUCCCUUUUACAUAUGCAGGCAUUUUGUUCUCUGGUUUUCAUGGUAUGCCGUAUGGCCAUGUGCCUCCUGUUGCACCAAUGGCACAGAAUGCAGUAACCUAUGGAACGAAUGUAGUUGGAAGAAGGAUCCAAAGUAACAAGGAGGAUCAAAGUAACUCAAAGACAAUUGGUGUGGCGGAUGAGCAUAUCGGUUUGGUUGUUGGUCGUGGUGGAAGAAAUAUAAUGGAAAUUAGUCAGGUCAGUGGGGCCAAGAUAAAAGUAUCAGACAGAGGAGAUUUCAUGUCUGGAACAACUGAUAGGAAAGUCACUAUCUCAGGGUCACAGAGAUCAAUCCGUGCAGCUGAGUCCAUGAUAAUGCAGAAGGUAGCAUAUGCUUCUGAGAGGUUGAUGGAUUAAUUUUCAUGUGUCUCAACCUAUUCUUCUUGGGAAUCUUUUGUUGGACCUCCUUUUGACUGACAUGCCUAAUGAUCUAAAAACAUGUUAGUAUGUUUUCUCACAAAACGAGUUCGUGAGAAACCUCAAAAUCAGUGAUCAGAAUAAAAAGAAAGAAGAACGGGAUUUUUUUCUUUUAAUUGAGGCAGAGCUUCAUAUAGGGAUUCUUCUUAAUAUACACAGCUAUAUAUCUCAGUAUAAUGAACUUUCUUCGUGUAGGCUAUCAUCACUUUCAUGAUAUUAGAGAGAUAGCUUCAUUUGUUUCUUAUUCAGUUGUAAGUUUUAAACUUAGCUAGUGUUGAUUCCAUGUUUUUGUAGGAUCCUAUGCUUUAGACUAAACCCAAGGCUUUUGUUGUUAAAUGUUGUCUCUCCUGCAGAUGACUUGAUAUCAUUAGCUUACUCAA
Molecule: messenger RNA, 1727 nt
Organism: Mangifera indica (mango)
Lineage: Eukaryota; Viridiplantae; Streptophyta; Magnoliopsida; Sapindales; Anacardiaceae
Product: protein BTR1
Exons: 9
Coding region: 283-1287 (334 amino acids)
Biological process (GO): regulation of gene expression
Cellular component (GO): cytosol; cytoplasm
Molecular function (GO): mRNA binding
Source: RefSeq, a predicted model, not a curated record